Molecule: messenger RNA, 1984 nt
Organism: Carassius carassius (crucian carp)
Lineage: Eukaryota; Metazoa; Chordata; Actinopteri; Cypriniformes; Cyprinidae
Product: nuclear respiratory factor 1-like
Exons: 11
Coding region: 183-1700 (505 amino acids)
Biological process (GO): regulation of transcription by RNA polymerase II
Cellular component (GO): nucleus
Molecular function (GO): DNA-binding transcription factor activity, RNA polymerase II-specific; RNA polymerase II cis-regulatory region sequence-specific DNA binding
Source: RefSeq, a predicted model, not a curated record
GGCGGGGUUUGUUCCGUGCACGUCGCUCGGGGCCGCGCAUCAGCCGCUGAGCCCAGGACGCGCGCACUCUGCUGCUCGUUCUUUGUCCUCUAUUGCAGCUGGUGUUCGCAGCUCCGCCGCACAGCGCAGGCCCAAAGUAGCGCAGCCGCUCUGAGUGUGUUUGAGAGAAACUGUAUCGGGUGAUGGAAGACCACACGGUGCAUCAGACAGGACACAUGACCACUAUCGAGGCCCACGCCGUCGCUCAGCAGGUCGGGCAGGUGCACGUUGCCUCGUACACGGAGCAUGGCAUGCUGAGCGCUGACGAGGAUUCACCCUCCUCCCCUGAUGAUGACGCUUACGAUGACUCUGAUAUCCUCAACUCAACUGGAACAGAUGAGGUCACCGCACAUCUGGCUGCUGCAGGGCCUGUUGGCAUGGCAGCAGCUGCAGCUGUGGCAACAGGGAAGAAACGGAAACGGCCGCACAUCUUUGAAUCAAACCCUUCAAUCCGUAAAAGACAACAGACUCGCUUGCUUAGGAAGCUGAGAGCGACUCUAGACGAGUACACAACACGGGUUGGCCAGCAGGCUAUUGUGUUGUGCAUAUCUCCCUCUAAACCAAACCCUGUGUUUAGAGUGUUUGGAGCUGCACCAUUAGAGAAUGUGGUGAGAAAAUACAAGAGUAUGAUUCUGGAGGAUCUGGAAAAUGCUCUGGCUGAGCACGCGCCCCCUGGUGGCGGAGAACUCACCUCUGAAUUGCCUCCACUGACUAUUGAUGGCAUACCGGUGUCUGUGGACAAGAUGACACAGGCCCAGCUCCGAGCAUUUAUUCCGGAAAUGCUAAAGUAUUCCACAGGCCGUGGAAAGCCUGGCUGGGGGAAAGAGAGCUGUAAGCCCAUCUGGUGGCCGGAGGACAUUCCCUGGGCCAACGUACGCAGUGAUGUCCGAACAGAGGAGCAGAAACAGAGGGUGUCAUGGACGCAAGCCCUGAGGACUAUUGUUAAAAACUGUUAUAAGCAGCAUGGGAGAGAAGACCUGCUCUACGCCUUUGAGGACCAGAUCACCACACAUCAAGUUACCACAACAGCCACACACAGCAUUGCUCACCUGGUGCCGUCACAGACCGUAGUGCAGACGAUCAGUAAUCCUGAUGGAACGGUCUCGCUCAUACAGGUUGGCACAGGAGCCACUGUAGCAACACUGGCAGAUGCAUCCGAGUUGCCAGGCACGGUGACUGUGGCCCAGGUCAAUUACUCCACAGUGACAGAUGGAGAGGUGGAACAGAAUUGGGCCACACUACAGGGAGGCGAGAUGACCAUCCAGACCACGCAACCGUCAGAGGCCACGCAGGCUGUGGCCUCCUUAGCCGAAGCUGCGGUUGCUGCCUCACAAGAGAUGCAGCAGGGGGCAACUGUUACCAUGGCACUCAACAGUGAAGCAGCAGCUCACGCAGUGGCGACAUUAGCAGAAGCGACUCUUCAGGGUGGAGGCCAGAUCUUGUUAGCAGGAGAAACGGCGGCCGCAGUAGGAGCUUUAACUGGCGUUUCAGAUGGCAGUGGUCUCGUCCAGAUUCCAGUCAGCAUGUAUCAGACUGUCGUCACCAGUUUGGCCCAGGGAAAUCGACCCGUUCAGGUGGCCAUGGCUCCCAUAGCCACACGCAUAGACAACACGGUAACGCUUGACGGACAGGCUGUGGAAGUGGUGACCCUAGAACAGUGACAUACUCUACCCCUGCAGGUGUGUGGGACAGGACAUACAGCGCCUAUGUGAAGUAGCUGCUGGAAUAUAGUGUAAAAAUUAUAUUUGAACCUGUUCACAUAUGUCUGCAGGGGGUUGGAACGUUUAUUCCUGUUUUUGUUUUUGUUUUCUAAGUGUUGUUAAAUUUAAUUUUUUAGGCUGUUUGAGAACUAUAUUGCAUACAGAGGAUACGUAGGAAUUACAGGCUAAUUGUUUUUCUACAAUUACAUGAAAACAAAAUCAACAUUUUCAGCCUUCAAAAACUA